GCGAAGAACUUUGAAUUCAUUUAUACGAGACGUGUAUUGAAAAUCAAAUAUAGGGCAUACCUUGGUGCAAACAUGUGUGUUCCGGUUGAUAUUAGAUGGAUUCAGUUGAUGAUGGGGUCUUCCACAAAGUUUGAUCCAUCGAAGGCAUUUACUCGUACCGGGUCUUCGCUUUUGGAAAGGGUACGAAUCGAAGUCCCACCGACUCGCCUUUCGGGAUACCCGUCGUCACGAUUACAAAGUCCGUGACGACGCCUCUUAACCAUAUUUUUUGUGAAAUAACCCAAGUACGCGAUAAAACGCUAACAAAACCUAUACUGGACCACGCAAUGUUGUCUGAGAAAAUGGCGGGAGCAAAAAACGGGCUUUGGUCGAUGCGGAUCUCUGGCCUCUGAUUGGUCAGUGACGCGGAUUGCGCAAUAUCCACGGGGGGGGGGGGUCGAUUGUUCGAAGCUUCAUCCGAUUUCCAUAACGCUAAAUUUUGUCGAUAGUUAUUACAUUGCGUGCAGUACACAAGUAAUGUGUUUCAUUUUCUGGGGAAAAUCGUUGGUCUGUAAGUGUUGUUAUGAAAUAAUAGCAAAGUUGACCUCCACUCGAACGCCGUCCAUAAUGUCAACGCGUUCAACUUUGGUGAGCUUUUUAGAAGUGUCAAAAAUAGGUGACCCAAUUCAAAUCAAUUAAAAAAUGGAAAGACGGAUAAGCAGAUAAGAACAAUUAUCAUCAUAACUCAAGAUGUGUGUGCCCCGCGAUCGGUUGGCGACCAGUUGAGGGCGGACCCGCUGGACCGCUCGGACGGCAUCGGGACCAGGACCAGGUCCAAACGGGACGGAUGACCUAUUACUUUUACAUUUCCUAACGUGUCCACAAGAUGACGCUGUGGUCACAGAUUUGCACAAUUGUGCUGUAAGCCGUCGUUAUUAUUUGAAGAUGAGUACUUUAUGACUAUGACAUUCUAAUAAGAAUAUUGUCUGCUUGAUACCUUAUCAACGUAAACGAAAGUCAUCAAAGGAUAACAACAAUUGUUCUCGUUUUAUUUUAAAUGACGGCUUGAGAACAUUGUGAUGACGAUGAUAACAAGACCGAGGAUAAAUUUGGCCUAUUGAUUCGGAAAUGCGUUCAAUGAGGAAGUCACGUGGCUCCUCGGAUCCCUUCCGGAGAAUUCCGGAAAAGGCCGAACAGGCGAGCGAGCGAGUGAGCGAGUUAACUUGCGCUAGUGCAGGCGAAUCGAACCGAGCCGCGCCACGCGCGCCGCCUUGACGCCGUCAUUCGUCGUUCGGAUACAUCGAACCUUUGUGCCUGGAGCGCUGGGUGGGCGUGACGUCAGAGGAUGCCGCUGCGAGACGUUCGCGGCAAAAGGUCAAGAUGGUGACUGACGGGGGCGGGGCCGAGGGCGUGGUCCACGUCAACGUGGGCGGGCUGAGGCGCAGCGUCCGCUGCUGCGCGCUGAGCAAAUUUCCCGACACGCGUCUGGGCAAACUGCCGGCGUGCCGCUCGGAAGAGGAAAUCCUGCAGGUGUGCGACGACUACGACGCGCAGCGGAAGGAAUUUUACUUCGACCGGGAUCCCGCCACCUUCCCGUACGUGCUGCACUUCUACCGGACGGGCCGACUUCACGUCAUGGAGGACCUCUGCGUCUUCUGCUUCAGUCAGGAGAUGGACUACUGGGGCGUCGGCGACUUCUUCUUGGACUCGUGCUGCACUUUUCGCUACUACGAGCGCAAACUGGGAAGCCGGCGACGGCCCAGCUGGGACGACGACGACGACGCCGCCGCCGACGUCGUCCACGCCGAACGCGACGACAUCAGGAGACUGCACGCGGAGCUGCAGCGCUUCGCCGACGUCCGGUGCGGCGCCGCCCGUAAGCGUCUGUGGCUGACGCUGGAGAAUCCGGGCUACUCGCUUCCCGGCAAGUUGUUCAGCGUGGUGUCCGUCGGCGUCGUGCUCGCGUCGCUGGUCGCCAUGUGCGUCAAAAGCGUUCCCGAAUAUCAGGAUAUUUUCAACCUUAUUCGCCGUGCAUCGGGUUUACGAUAUUUGGGCCCGGCGCCGCAGACCUUCGCCCGCGGCGCGAGGUCGACGGUCGACGCCGUGGAAGCGCUCAGCGCCUGUUGGCUCACCUUGGAGGUGUUGCUGCGUUUCCUGCUGUCUCCAAACAGGAAGCGUUUUUUGCUCCGCCCCCUCAACGCAAUCGACGUGGCGUCCGUCCUUCCGGUCUACGUGACGCUCGUCUGCGAGCGGACGCUCGGCGACCGAUCGCGGGGACGCCCCCUCCAGGUUUUCCGCCUGUUGCGGCUCUUCCGGGUGCUGAAGCUGGCUCGCCACUCCGCCGGCCUGCGCUCGCUGGGGGCCACGUUCAGGCACAGCUACCGCGAGGUGGGCAUCCUGCUGCUCUAUCUGGCCGUGGGCGUGUCCGUCUUCUCCGGGAUGGUCUACACCGCCGAGUACCAGGAAGUGAGUCGCUGCGCUACGUCACUUCCUAGCUUGACAGGCGGCUGCGGCCGACCUCGUUCCUCGUUCCGUCGUCGCAAUGGAACCGGCUGGCCAAGAAGACUCGGGCCUGGACACCAUCCCGGCGUGCUGGUGGUGGGGCACCGUGAGCAUGACGACGGUGGGCUACGGCGACGCCGUGCCCGUCACGGCCGCCGGCAGGCUGGCGGCCGCCGGCUGCAUCCUGGGGGGCACCCUGGUGGCGGCGCUGCCCAUCACGCUCAUCUUCAACAAGUUCUCGCACUUCUACCGCCGACAGAAGGCGCUCGAGGCGUCCGUCCGCGACCCCCCCCCCCCCCCCCCCCGGGACAACCGCAGCGACGUGGAGCACGCCGUCGGCCGCCGCGACCCGCCCGCUUCCAUUCAAAACAAAUAAAAUGAAAAAUUUGACAUGCAAAAGUUAAAAUAAAAAAUGUU
Syngnathoides biaculeatus (alligator pipefish) is the source of this 2898-nucleotide messenger RNA. Its product is annotated as potassium voltage-gated channel subfamily S member 1-like. The record is from RefSeq and is a predicted model, not a curated record. Gene Ontology annotation, molecular function: protein binding; delayed rectifier potassium channel activity. The transcript has 10 exons. NCBI's taxonomy places the organism in Eukaryota, Metazoa, Chordata, Actinopteri, Syngnathiformes, Syngnathidae. Gene Ontology annotation, cellular component: voltage-gated potassium channel complex; membrane. Gene Ontology annotation, biological process: protein homooligomerization; potassium ion transmembrane transport; regulation of delayed rectifier potassium channel activity. The coding region runs from base 1360 to 2862 and encodes 500 amino acids.